Molecule: messenger RNA, 1522 nt
Organism: Cyclopterus lumpus (lumpfish)
Lineage: Eukaryota; Metazoa; Chordata; Actinopteri; Perciformes; Cyclopteridae
Gene: osgep
Product: O-sialoglycoprotein endopeptidase
Exons: 12
Coding region: 128-1135 (335 amino acids)
Biological process (GO): tRNA threonylcarbamoyladenosine modification
Cellular component (GO): EKC/KEOPS complex; cytoplasm
Source: RefSeq, a predicted model, not a curated record
ACCCCUUUCAAUGGAGGAGUUGAAUUGAAGAAGUUAGCCGAGGCUGUGUAAUAAUUAGUUUAAAAGUUUAACUGGCACGAAUUUGGAUUUAUUUGAAUCGCCGAAAGAAAGCGAAAAGCUAGCUACCAUGACUGUAGUAAUUGGAUUUGAAGGCAGUGCCAAUAAGAUCGGCAUCGGAAUCAUCAAGGAUGGUGAAGUGCUUUCCAACCCUAGAAGGACCUACAUUACCCCCCCUGGUCAAGGGUUCAUGCCGAGCGACACUGCCAAGCAUCACCGUGCUGUCAUACUGACAGUCCUGAAGGAAGCGCUGGAGCAAGCAGGGCUGAAGCCUGCAGACAUUGAUUGUGUGGCGUACACUAAAGGUCCUGGUAUGGGUGCCCCCUUGGUGACCGUGGCUCUGGUGGCUCGUACAGUCGCACAGCUUUGGGGGAAGCCGCUCCUCGGUGUCAACCACUGUAUUGGACACAUUGAGAUGGGCCGACUCAUCACUCAAGCCGACAACCCCACCGUGCUUUAUGUCAGUGGAGGGAACACACAGGUUAUUGCAUACUCAGAGCGGCGGUACAGAAUAUUUGGGGAAACCAUUGACAUCGCAGUUGGCAACUGUCUGGACAGGUUUGCUCGAGUUAUAAAGAUUUCCAAUGACCCCAGUCCAGGCUACAACAUAGAGCAGAUGGCCAAAAAAGGGAGUCAGUAUGUGGAGCUGCCAUAUACAGUAAAAGGAAUGGACGUCUCAUUUUCUGGGAUUUUAUCCUAUAUUGAGGAAGCUUCCCAUAAGAUGCUGAGCUCUGGUCAGUGUGCAGCAGAGGACCUGUGUUUCUCCCUACAGGAGACCGUGUUCUCCAUGCUGGUAGAGAUCACAGAGAGGGCCAUGGCUCACUGCGGCUCCCAAGAGGUCCUCAUCGUGGGGGGUGUUGGCUGUAACAUGCGCUUGCAGGAGAUGAUGGGGGUGAUGUGUGAGGAGAGGGGAGCCAAGCUGUUUGCCACAGAUGAACGAUUCUGCAUCGACAACGGAGCAAUGAUUGCUCAAGCCGGCUGGGAGAUGUUUAGGUCCGGUCAAGUGACAGAGCUGGAGGACUCGUGGAUUACACAAAGGUACAGAACAGAUGAAGUGGAGGUGACGUGGAGAGACUGACGGCUGGACCAUCUUGGUGCUACGUAUAUGUUGUUGCAGCCGGUCUGGUAUGGCUGGUCUAGUACGGAGAAGGGACACUUAAAUGAUGAACGGACAACUGCUGAUAAGAAACAAGUUGUCACUUCCUGCACACCAUAAUUAUGUGGACUGUUGGAGAAGUGACAUAUGUACAUAAACAUUUGAAAUACAUUUAGCGCAGCCAAUUUAGUUCGUUGUUCAGUUACAGAUUCUCUUUAGUCAUCACCCAAUAUAAAAUGUGCACUUUAAAUCAAAGACUGCAAAAACAUCAAGUUUAUUCAUUUUUAUUAAGCAAUACUGUUCACUUACAAUCCUCCUCUAUCUCCAGUGUAAAUUUUUUAUUCAAUAAAUUUUCUUUUCAAAAAUCAA